Messenger RNA from Antrostomus carolinensis (chuck-will's-widow), 1025 nucleotides. Its product is annotated as prostaglandin E2 receptor EP4 subtype. NCBI's taxonomy places the organism in Eukaryota, Metazoa, Chordata, Aves, Caprimulgiformes, Caprimulgidae. The transcript has a single exon. The coding region runs from base 36 to 1025 and encodes 329 amino acids. The record is from RefSeq and is a predicted model, not a curated record. Gene Ontology annotation, biological process: adenylate cyclase-activating G protein-coupled receptor signaling pathway; inflammatory response; negative regulation of inflammatory response. Gene Ontology annotation, cellular component: plasma membrane. Gene Ontology annotation, molecular function: prostaglandin E receptor activity.
ACCCACUCUUGCCUUCCCUACUCUCAAGCAGCAGCAUGGGCAUCAUGUCCUUCGACCCCACCAUCAUGCCACCUGCAAAUGGCUCUGCCAACGGGCAAGCCAGCGGGGCCGAAGGUGGGAAGCCCCCCACCAUCCCCACCGUCAUGUUUAUCUUUGGCGUGGUGGGCAACCUCAUAGCCAUCGUGGUGCUCUGCAAGUCCAGGAAGGAGCAGAAGGAGACCACUUUCUACACGCUGGUCUGCGGGCUGGCGGUCACUGAUCUCUUGGGGACCUGCCUGGUGAGUCCAGUCACCAUCGCCACUUACCUGCAGAACCGCUGGCCGGGAGGACCGGCGUUGUGUGAGUACAGCUCCUUCAUCCUCCUCUUCUUCGGACUCUCUGGCCUCAGCAUUAUCUGCGCCAUGUCUAUAGAGAGGUACCUUGCCAUCAACCAUGCCUAUUUCUACAACCAUUACGUAGACAAGAAGCUGGCAGGGCUCACGCUCUUUGCCAUCUAUGCUUCCAACGUGCUGUUCUGCGCCCUCCCCAGCAUGGGGCUUGGCAAAUCUACCUUGCAGUACCCUUACACUUGGUGUUUCAUAGACUGGCGAGCGAAGGAGGCCAUCCAUGCAGCAUAUUCCUACAUGUACGCCGGCUUCAGCUCCUUCCUGAUCAUGGUCACUGUGAUCUGCAACAUCCUGGUGUGCGUGGCCCUCAUUCGCAUGCACCGCCAGUUCAUGAGACGCACAUCCUUGGGGACAGACACCACUUCCAGCCGUUUAUCUGACUUUCGCAGACGCCGGAGCUUCCGUCGGAUGGCCGGAGCAGAGAUCCAGAUGGUUAUUCUGCUUAUUGCCACUUCCCUGGUGGUGGUGAUCUGCUCCAUUCCUCUGGUGGUGAGUAACGUUGUGCAACCCUUCUUUUCCAUCACCGGCACCGCUGAGUCUUUUCUCCUCCUAGUCUGUGCCUUUAGGACAGACUCCUAUUUAGCUGGUGCUGCAAACUGCUACAGUAACUUAAAGGCUGUUAGCGUACAUGCAUGGUGA